AUGAAUCACUCAGACCAUUCACCGGUGGUCAUGAAGAACAACUUUUACUCAGCUGGUUCCCAUGAGGAGAACGUCCUGUUUGCAACUUACUACAUCAUCAUCCUCAUCAUUUCUGUGCCGUUCAACGCCCUCGCACUGUGGGUGUUCUGUCGACAAGCCAAAAGUAAAAGUCCCUCCAAAGUGUUCCUGCUGAACCUUGCUAUAGCAGACAUGGCCUAUGUGCUGGUCCUGCCCAUGCGUGUGGUCUACCAUGCUGCAGACAGCCACUGGCCGCUAGGAGAAGCCCCCUGUCGCCUGGUGGGUGUCCUCUUCUUCCUCAACCUCUACUGCAGUCUUUUAUUUAUGAUGUUCAUCAGUCUUGACCGCCUGGUCGCUCUGGUCCUUCCCAUUAAAUCACAGUCGCUGCGGAAGACCAGGAACGCUAAAGCAACCUGCAUUCUCCUGUGGAUUAUUGUGACUUUUUCGAUGCUGCCCAAGCUGAUGUCGACCCAAACCAUGACCAUACAGUCAGAGAAGUUAAAUAUAACUAUCUGCAGCCAGCUGUACUUUGAGAAUACAACUCCCAAAGCACUUGUGUCUACUGCGGUCGCGUUCACGGUUCCUCUUCUCACUCUGACGGUCUCCUACAUCCUCAUUCUGAUCAAGCUGAGGACAAUGAAGUUUCAGGAGAGGACGCUGGUCCAGCAGAAAGCCAUUAGGUUAAUUAUACUCACCAUGGUCAACAUCCUGGUCGCGUUUGUGCCUUACCACGUGCACCGUUUCAUUUACAUCGAGAGACACGCUCACGACGACAUGACGGAGGACGAAAUGAAAGCGCUGGCUUUUGGCAACCGCCUGACCUCUGCCCUCAUGUGUGUCAGUGGCGUGUUUGACCCAGUCAUGUAUUUUUUCCUGGCCAGCACUUACCAGCAAUCUCUGACUCAGAUUUUCUGUAAACGCUCAGAGGACAAUCAACAGCAAACUACCUCAAGUAAACAGUUUUAUUAA
Chanos chanos (milkfish) is the source of this 987-nucleotide messenger RNA. Its product is annotated as uracil nucleotide/cysteinyl leukotriene receptor. Gene Ontology annotation, molecular function: G protein-coupled receptor activity. The transcript has a single exon. The coding region runs from base 1 to 987 and encodes 328 amino acids. Gene Ontology annotation, biological process: positive regulation of Rho protein signal transduction; phospholipase C-activating G protein-coupled receptor signaling pathway. Gene Ontology annotation, cellular component: plasma membrane. The record is from RefSeq and is a predicted model, not a curated record. Lineage: Eukaryota; Metazoa; Chordata; Actinopteri; Gonorynchiformes; Chanidae.